Messenger RNA from Ylistrum balloti, 2099 nucleotides. RefSeq names its product carbonic anhydrase 2-like. The transcript is spliced from 8 exons. Gene Ontology annotation, molecular function: carbonate dehydratase activity; zinc ion binding. The record is from RefSeq and is a predicted model, not a curated record. The coding region runs from base 13 to 1008 and encodes 331 amino acids. Lineage: Eukaryota; Metazoa; Mollusca; Bivalvia; Pectinida; Pectinidae. Gene Ontology annotation, cellular component: plasma membrane.
GAUUUUUGUCAGAUGUCCAACAUGGUCAUGAUACCGAAAGGAGGUUGUGCAUUUGGUCUGCAUCUUCUAUUUUUCUUCCUUGCACAUUUGGUGGACCCGACAACAGCAGGUGCAGGAAAUGAAUGGGACUAUGAGGGAGAUAUUGGCCCAGAGCACUGGCAUAAAAAUUACCCAAAAUGCGGCGGAAGGAGCCAGUCUCCGGUCAGUAUCGAAACAACGCUUGUAGUGUAUGACGAGGCACUGAAAGGAAUGCAGUUAGACGGUUAUAACAGUGUGUCAGAGGUCAACAUGAGUCUAACCAACAAUGGACAUACAGUUCGAGUUGACCUGACGGGUCAGUCGCUCACCGUCAAAGGCGGCGCACUACCAGGUGUAUACAAGGCCGGACAGUUCCACUUCCACUGGGGAGCAGAGGACAAACGUGGGUCUGAACACAAUCUCGACCACAAGAACUUCCCGAUGGAGAUGCACAUCGUUCAUUACCAUGACAAAUACAACAGCAUAAAAGACGCCAUGGAUAAGGACAAUGGUCUUAUGGUUCUUGGUUUCUUCUUUAAAGUUGGAAGACAUAAUCGACACUUUGAUGACAUUUUAGGACAUUUUGAUGAAAUAACUCAUAAAGAUGACCAUGUCAAUAUUCCUACAAUUCCUCUGCGUCAACUGAUGGCCAAUAACUUGGACUUGUAUUAUCGGUACCGGGGAAGUCUCACCACUCCUCCGUGCUACGAAACUGUAAUCUGGACUGUGUUUAGAGAACCCAUCGAAAUAGCAGAACACCAGUUACAACAAUUCCGCCAUAAAGUGAAGAAAAACUACCCGGAUGAGCCAGACCUUGACCUUACAGAUGACUUCCGGCCUGUGCAGGAUUUGAACCAUCGUAUAAUAUAUGGAAGUCACACAGACACUCUCCAAGCAUACCAGUCUCAGGGAGAAAACGGUGCAGGCCAAAUUGUUAUUUCAUGCUAUGUGAUAUUCAUUUCUGUCUUUAUAAAUGUGUUUUUGUAUUAAUUUCAUAGGUUGAAUAGAAUUGCCUACUACUGUAGAUUGUGGAUAAUGUCAUCCGAUGUAAAGGUAUGGGAGGAUCUUUAAACUCUGUGAUAAAAACUUCUAAACGUGUUAUUAUAAAAACAAAACUGUGAUUAUCUUAUUUUCUCCUUCAAACGGAAUGCAAACUAUUUAUGAUAGGAAAAUUAUCUAAAAUUGCAUUUAUUAUAUAUAUAAUAUGAAAACGUCAUUACUGGAAUAUCAGCGAAAACAUAACAUUAGGAUCAUGACAGCUUGGCAGGGGGUUGUCGUAGUUCAGCUUAUCGCUCUUAAUAUGAAAACAAUAUCAUCAUAUUUAAACAAACAUUGUACACAUUUAUAUCAUUAUAAGAUUUUGAAAUCCUGGGAUAGCUUUAGAAAAGCAUGAUUAAGCUACAUGAAAGUCACAUGAAACAUAUAGAAAUUUACGUAAAAGCAACAAUAUGACAGACUUGUUCUUCCACCGUAACAAUUUACUCUCUGUCAGAAUUAUCCGUUACUCAUCACGUGAUAAUUCACAAGUACUGAUAUCGCUUUAAAUAGUAACAUGAUUUCGGAAUUUUAUAUGUUUUGCUUACAGUGGCAUGCCUUGCCUAGUGUUUAAUUUGACGUACAUUUAUAACCGUUAAUAGUAAUUUCACAAUCACUUUAGAAGAUAUAUACGCCGAUAAGGUGUUAAGUGGAAUGACAUUUAGUCACAUAAGCGAUGCAUGCAAUAGCAAAUGUGUUCCAAGGUUUUGUUACCUGUGAUGUGAUUUAUUUUGCACAUGUUCCAAUAAUUGAGGAGCUUUCGGUAACUGUAUUUAAUGUUAUUUUACUUCAGACAGAUCGACUUUAGAAUGUUUUCAGGCAAAUCAAUUAUGUGGUAAAUACAUAAUGUUUAUAACUAUACCACGUGAUCAUAUUCAUGCUUCAUGCUUUCCGGUUUUCGUUUUACUCGUUGCUGUGAUGAUCAUUCGCAAUGUCCCACGUGGAUUAUUUGUUUCUGUCGUGUUAAGUAAAGGCCUUAAGUGAAAUGUUAAUAGCAAAUAUGAAAUGUAAUGAUUAUCAUAUGAAAUAAACUAUUUUUCAAAGAA